This is a messenger RNA of Aspergillus sclerotioniger CBS 115572, 4601 nucleotides long. RefSeq names its product P-loop containing nucleoside triphosphate hydrolase protein. Lineage: Eukaryota; Fungi; Ascomycota; Eurotiomycetes; Eurotiales; Aspergillaceae. Gene Ontology annotation, molecular function: ABC-type transporter activity; ATP binding; ATP hydrolysis activity. Gene Ontology annotation, biological process: transmembrane transport. The record is from RefSeq and is a predicted model, not a curated record. Gene Ontology annotation, cellular component: membrane. The transcript has 13 exons. Bases 36 to 4256 code for a protein of 1406 amino acids.
CCAGCGCACGCUAAAUGUAUUAAUCCAAUCUCAACAUGGCGGCAAGCUGUUCUCCCGCCGCAGACAAUACCUUCGGACCAGUCCUGGCUUGUCCAGCCACCUUCGACUUCACUCUACUAUUCGAGCAAAGCAUCCUCUCCAUCGGCCCCUCAGCCUUAUUCCUGCUGCUAGUCGCGUGGAGAAUCUGGAGCCUCCACCCCGAAAAUAUCAAAACCGUCGCGAACAAUGCCUAUUGGCAAAAGCUGGCUGUUGCGAUCUGCCUGAUUGGUAUACAAGUCGCGUCGGUGGUCCUAUGGGCGCGUCACAACAUCCUUCGCACUGCCAUUCCCGCCGUCUCCUUAUCGCUGGUAGACGCAUUGUCAAUCACUUUUCUCUCGGCCAUUGAGCACAAUCGCUCCGUGCGCCCUUCGUCGCUUCUAAGCAUAUAUCUUUUCUUGUCGAUCGGAUUCGAUGCGGUGCAGGUACGCACGUUGUUUAUCCGGCAUUAUCCAGCCUCUCUCGCUGCACUGUCCGCGGCAUCGGUCGCUCUGAAGCUUCUUCUGCUAGCAUUGGAAGCGCGAACCAAACGCCGGUAUCUCAAGGCACCCCAUCGUGACACGCCGCCCGAGUCAACCAGUGGAAUCUUUGCUCGCACUAUCUUUUGGUGGCUCAAUCGUUUGUUUCUUGCUGGAUUUCGAAAGCUUUUGACACUCGAAGAUCUAUUCCCGACAGACGUGGACUUGAAAUCAGGCCCUCUGAGACAGAAGAUCCGUGUCGCCUGGGAAAGGUACAAAUCGAGCAACACACGCAGCUUGAUUCUUGCGACUGCAGUCAGUCUAAGAUGGGCAAUUCUUCGAACCGUAUUCCCCAGGCUCUGCCUCAUCGGGUUCAGCUAUGCACAGACGUUUUUUAUCCAACGGGCAAUCGAGCAUCUGCACAAGCCUGAUACGCAGAUGACCAGAAAUGAAGGCUACGGCUUGAUUGGUGCCGCGGCGCUGAUCUAUGGGGGAAUCGCAAUAUCUACCGUCCACUACAAACACCAGCUGUUUCGCAUGAUCACCAUGUUCCGUGGUGCAGCUGUUGCUUUGAUCUACGACCAUACUUUGGUGAUUGGCGAUGGGGCAUGUACUGAAUCCGCCGCUGUCACGCUCAUGAGUACCGACAUUGAUAUGAUUGCACGGUCGCUGGAGCAAGCCAGCGAGAUGUGGGCUAGAUUAGUCGAAAUUGCAAUCGGUAUCUGGCUACUAGAACGGCAACUCGCUGCCGUCUGUGUGGCUCCGAUUCUUGUCAUUCUUUUAUGUACAUCGGUUCAGAUGUACAUGGCGACAUUUAUGCCUGCUAGGCAGAAGGUCUGGGUUGGAGCGAUCCAACGCCGGGUGGGAAUGAUCUCGACGGCACUGAGAUCGAUGAAGAGCGUCAAGAUGCUUGGGCUGUCGGAAACACUCGCUACAACCCUUCAAGGACAAAGGGAGCGCGAGCUGAAUCUAUCCAAAGACUUUCGUUGGUUAAUUGUCUGGCUGAAUGUAGUUGCGAGUUUGCCUCAGAUGUGUGCCUCUCUCGUCACAUUUGCAGCCUUUGUGAUUCGCGCCAAGAUCGACCACUCGCAGCCUCUGUCAACAGUACAAGCAUUUACGUCGCUUGCUAUUAUCGGUCUCAUUACCAGCCCGGCUCUGCAGCUAUUGUCAUCUAUUCCGGCAGUAACAGCCGCCUUGGGGGCUUUUGACCGCAUCCACAAGUUUCUAACAUCUCAUGCAAUUAGUACACAGCCAACGGAGCGGAGCCCUGAGCCAGAUGUCGGAAACGGCGGCGAUAGUCAUGACUCUGAGGUCCAACUAAAGAUACUAGCACCUAAAGUGCACUCUGAGCUGGUUGUUGCAUUGGCCAAUGCCUACAUCCGCCCAGGUGAAUCUGACUUUUGUCUUGAAGACAUCGAUUUGAAGGUCAAACCAAACACCGUGAUGAUAGUGACCGGCCCUGUUGGAAGUGGAAAGUCUACGUUGUUGAAAGCAUUGCUAGGUGAGGUAUCCUGUGAGCGAGGAACGCUUGCAAGAACAUCAGAUGCCGCCUACUGCAAUCAAACCCCCUGGCUCCAAAAUACCACCAUUCAAAAUAACAUAUGUGGAAAAGACCUGGACCUUGACUGGUACAGAGAGGUGAUACGGGCAUGUGCAUUGGAGCCGGAUAUCUCUCGAAUGCCACACGGUGAUCAGUCCGUUGUAGGCAGUGGGGCACUCAAGCUAAGUGGGGGACAGAAACAGCGUCUAGCAUUAGCUCGGGCGAUGUAUUCCAGGAAGCUGUUACUUGUCCUUGAUGAUCCCUUGAGUGCUGUUGACAGCAAGACCGCGCGGUUUGUCAUCGACUCCCUUUUUGGUACCAACGGACUUUGCCGAAGAAUAGGCGCAGCAGUCAUAAUGGCGACUCAUACAGACCAGCACUUGUAUGUUGCAGACGAGGCUGUCGUCCUAGGUUCGAAUGGACGCAUCGAGAAACAGGGCCCUGUGCGCAGCUUAUGCCUAGCCUCGUUCCCAGAUAUAACAGAAACCAAAUCGGAGAGCGUCCAGCCUGACAGUGACGAGAAGUCGACUGCUACCAAAAAAGUUGAAACACUUACUGUUGAUGAUAUCGCUGACAUAUCCCGCCAAACUGGUGAUGCUGCCGUGUAUUCCUACUACCUCAAGGCCAUUGGAUGGCGCCACACAUUAGGCGCCUGUAUAAUCAUUAUCAUACACACGUUUUCUUCCAUUUUCCCGCAGGUAUGGUUGGAAUUAUUCACCGACGACGAUGGAAAAAAGGCUGCCCAGUUUAUCGGCAUCUAUGUUCUGCUUGCCGUGGCUGCGCAAAUCAUGAUCAAGAUAGUCUUAAAGUCAGGACUGGAGCUACACAGGAUUCUCGUUCAAACCGUCACCAAUGCUCCGAUGCAUUUCUUUGCCGAGGUCGAUUCCGGUGUCAUCUUGAACAGGUUCAGCCAGGAUAUGACGCUUGUAGAUGCUGUAUUACCCACCAUGGCUUUUGGCACAGUUUUGAGUGUGGCACAAUGCUUUGCCCAGGUGGCUUUAAUCUCACUGGGCUCUAGUUACAUGGGCAUCACCAUCAUUCCCUGCUUACUGGUAUUGUACGGCGCGCAAAAGGUCUACCUUCGAACAUCCAGACAGCUCCGGUUCCUCGACCUCGAAGCUAAAAGUCCGCUCUAUACAUGGUUCGUAGAAACGCUCGAGGGCUUGUCUACGAUUAGAGGUCUUGGAUGGCAACGAUCAUUUGUCGCCGAGUGUCUAAGUCGACUGGAUGAUUCUCAGAGACCAUACUACCUUCUUUACUGCAUCCAGCGAUGGCUCAAUGUUGUUCUCGAUCUACUCGUUGCUGCCCUAGCGGUGAUUCUGAUCGCUCUGGCCACAUCUUUACGAGGUUCGACAGAUCCCGGGAAGUUAGGAGUAUCCUUGACUGCAAUCAUGGCCUUCAGUCAGACUCUACAAGAUGUAGUCUCCAGCUGGACAUCACUAGAAACAUCGCUUGGUGCAAUCGCAAGAACGCGCUCGUUCGAAAUGAAGACACCGUCAGAGCAUCAUGCCGAGGAAACAUUUAUUCCUCCACGGGCCUGGCCUCUCCACGGAGACAUCGACAUUACUUCUCUCUCCGUCUCUUACGAUGAUGUCACACGUGCAUUAGACAACAUAAACCUUAGUAUAAAAGCCGGAGAAAAGGUCGUGAUAAGCGGCCGAACUGGCAGCGGAAAGAGCACCCUCUUCUCAGCCCUUCUCAGACUUGUCGACACUGAAACCGGCACGAUCACAAUCGAUGGAUUCGACAUUUCCAUCAUUCCCCGGAACAUUCUUCGCUCCAGCAUCAUCGCCAUUCCCCAAGACCUUUUCAUUCUCCCAGGCCCUAUCCGCUUCAAUCUAGACCCCUCCGGUCGUUCUACAGACGAGGUCCUGAUUUCAGCAUUGGCGAAAUCCAACCUACUUGCGGUUACUACAUCUCGCGGUGGUCUCGAUGCAGAGUUGUCAUCAUCUACAUUGUCCCAAGGCGAACAGCGACUAUUUGCUUUGGCCGUGGCGCUGGUCAGGAAAUGGAACAAAGACAAUGAUGUUUGUACUGGCGGCGGGAUUUUGAUCCUGGACGAAGCAACCAGUGGAACUGAUGCCGAAACUGAUGGGUUGAUACAAAUGAUCAUUGAACAGGAGUUUACGGGAUAUACGGUUCUGCAUAUUUCUCAUCGGCCGGGCAUGGUGAGGGGUGUUGAUAGAGUGGUGGAGUUGGAAAAUGGUCGAGUAGUCGGUUGAUGUUGAAGUAUGUGAUCUUUUAGACUGACAGAGAUGAAUUGAGAGAAUAGGAAUAUUAUUGAAGGGAAUGCAGUUCUGUUUGGGUUGUCUCUUAGGACAGUUCGGUCCUUAUACUCAGAUAUCACACAUUAUCCGUGACGGAUCUUCUCUGAGUAGCUUGAUACGCAAAUAUGAUUGGACAGGCAACCAUUCACUCGUAUCCUGGCCUUUGCUACCCUUGAUAUUUCCCUCAUCAGUCAUGCUGCUAUUGCUUGAACUGGUUGCCUUGUCUUCCAGACAUCAGAUGCGUGGUGUGAGAAUCAGCACAGCCUUAAGAAAGAUAGGCACGGGGAUUACUCAAGACAG